This is a messenger RNA of Mauremys reevesii (Reeves's turtle), 2451 nucleotides long. RefSeq names its product AKT serine/threonine kinase 2 (gene AKT2). Gene Ontology annotation, biological process: protein phosphorylation. Lineage: Eukaryota; Metazoa; Chordata; Testudines; Geoemydidae. The coding region runs from base 266 to 1711 and encodes 481 amino acids. Gene Ontology annotation, molecular function: protein serine/threonine kinase activity; ATP binding. The transcript is spliced from 14 exons. The record is from RefSeq and is a predicted model, not a curated record.
CGGGUCCCCUCGCGCCCCCCGCUUCCGGUGCACUGGAGCCCGGCGGGAGGGGUUUCCGGGAGCGCGGGUGCUGCGGGGCCUGACGCGGCGGUGGAGCUGGGCCCCGCGCGGAGGGAGGCGGCACCGGGAUGAGCAGCGGCCGCCGAGGGAGCCCGGGGCGCCCGUGACAGACGCUCACUGCGCCCGCAGCGCGUCCUGCAGCUGGCAGCGUUACCCUGGUUCCUUGUCCUGCCCUGCAGAGGUAGCCGGGAGCUGGGGCACCAACAUGAACGAGGUGUCAGUCGUCAAAGAGGGCUGGCUGCACAAGAGAGGGGAGUACAUUAAAACAUGGCGACCCAGGUACUUCCUUCUGAAAAGCGACGGCUCUUUCAUCGGCUACAAGGAGCGGCCCGAGACGUCUGAUCACAGCUUGCCACCUCUGAACAACUUCUCGGUCGCAGAAUGCCAGCUGAUGAAGACCGAGCGGCCCCGGCCGAACACCUUUGUCAUUCGGUGCUUGCAGUGGACGACUGUCAUCGAAAGAACCUUUCACGUGGACUCUCCUGACGAACGGGAGGAGUGGAUGCACGCCAUCCAGACCGUCGCCAACAGCCUGAAGAACCAGGAGCCCGAAGAAGACCCGAUGGAUUACAAGUGCGGCUCCCCCAGCGACACCACCGGGGCUGAGGAGAUGGAAGUGGCCGUGAGCAAGACCCGGGCGAAAGCAACCAUGAACGAUUUCGACUACCUGAAACUCUUGGGGAAAGGCACCUUUGGCAAAGUGAUCCUGGUGCGGGAAAAGGCCACUGGCCGCUAUUACGCCAUGAAGAUCCUGCGGAAAGAAGUCAUCAUCGCAAAGGACGAGGUGGCGCACACGGUUACAGAGAGCAGAGUGCUGCAGAACAGUAGGCAUCCCUUCCUGACGGCGCUGAAAUACGCCUUUCAGACCAACGACCGGCUGUGCUUCGUGAUGGAGUACGCCAACGGCGGAGAGCUGUUUUUCCACCUUUCGAGAGAGCGCGUGUUCACAGAGGACCGGGCCCGUUUCUAUGGUGCUGAGAUCGUGUCGGCGCUCGAGUACCUGCACUCCAGGGACGUGGUCUACAGGGACAUCAAGCUGGAGAACCUGAUGCUGGACAAGGACGGACACAUCAAGAUCACGGACUUCGGGCUCUGCAAGGAAGGGGUAACGGACGGCGCCACCAUGAAAACCUUCUGCGGGACGCCGGAGUACCUCGCCCCAGAGGUGCUGGAGGACAACGACUAUGGGCGGGCUGUGGACUGGUGGGGGCUGGGCGUCGUCAUGUACGAGAUGAUGUGUGGCCGCCUCCCCUUCUACAACCAGGACCAUGAGCGGCUCUUCGAGCUGAUCCUCAUGGAGGAGAUCCGCUUCCCCCGGACCCUCAGCCCCGAGGCCAAGGCCCUGCUGGCCGGGCUGCUCAAGAAGGACCCCAAGCAGAGGCUAGGCGGAGGGCCCACCGACGCCAAGGAGGUGAUGGAGCACCGCUUCUUCACGGCCAUCAACUGGCAAGACGUGGUUCAGAAGAAGCUCGUCCCACCGUUUAAGCCCCAAGUGACAUCAGAGAUCGACACGCGAUACUUUGACGACGAGUUCACGGCGCAGUCGAUCACCAUCACGCCCCCUGACCGAUAUGACAGCAUGGACUCCCUGGAGGCCGAUCAGCGGACGCACUUCCCCCAGUUCUCCUACUCUGCCAGCAUCCGAGAAUAGGCGGCGGCAGGCAGAGACUUGGGCUCCGAGCACGGGAGAACUUGUUGGUUUUGUUCCUGGGAUUUCUCUCCAGCAAUCUGGUCACACACUAGCCCAGCCCCGGAGAUGCAGGGGCAGCCCCAGCUGUUUGAAACGCCGCCAGCCUGGCAUUGCACCGCCGGGCGGAGCCGCGUUGAGAGGAAGGAAGUGCUCCUGCUCCGUGGCUCUGAGCAGCUCCGAGCCCUGGCUGGUUCAGUACCAUGGGGUUGCUUUGAUUUUUAAACUCCUAGAAGUGCUUACAGCUUUUAAAGACAGCCCACCCCACGAGAGAGCCUUCCUCCAGCAUCCGAGGGCCAGGAUGUCAGCUAGCCAUAACCUAACCCAGAGCCGGAGAGACGUUCGUGGAGAGGAAUCCUGUGGAAUCGAAACUGAUCGCCAGGAAUGCCGAGUUUCUGGUGGUUACGGAGAGCGUCGCCGAGUGGCCGGGGCGGGACGGGACUCUCCGCUGGGACGCACAGUAAACCCUCCGAGCAGGCCGAGCCGGCGGCUUGGCCCUCAGCCCAGAGGGCUGUUUACUUCAUUGCUCCGUUAGCUCGGCUCCGGUGCGGCGAGGGACGCUGGCUCCCAGCCCCAGGGUUGGGUUCGUGGGUCCUGUUUUCUCUUCUGCCUGUUACAUCUUUACAGCCCUUCCUGCACCUGACGGGAAAGGGGCACAACCGAGCCGGUGGAAGCCAGAGCCGCGUGGAUCUGGGCGGGCGGGC